AUGGCGUGCCGCGUCGUCCACCCACAACCGUCGAUGAUCCUUCAGUCGACUCAACAGUCAUCUUCGGUUUCCCGCGUUAACCCACCACAAGGUUCCUCGCUCAUUUCCUCAUCCCGCACUGACUCUCUCAACAGCAGCGGCGCUUCUCCUUGCGCUAUUGUCACACGCGGCUACAGUCACAGAGCCGUUACACCCACCUACGGUAGCAGAUCCCAUGUAUCCAGCAGCCUAACCCGCGCUCCUCCAAACCCUAGUCCGUCCCUUCACAGCCCCUCCCACCUUCCGAAUUCCUGCAGACCGUUCUCCUCAUCGCGACCCGCAUCCUCGUUGUUGUCGUCCUCGUUAUCGACAUCCGUGUCGCCUUUGUUCGCUCCUCGCCGUGUACCGCCGCCGAUACGAGUCCGUCAGGUCGCGAGAGCCAGCCAUUCACAAGGCACCCCGUCGGAGGGAGAGCAUGCAAUACCUGACGGACAUCACACACCCUCCGAAGCAGCACCCUCCGAAGCAGCACCCUCCAAAUUAACAUCCGAAGCACAGCAAAGCGCUGUGAAAGCGGCAAACGAACCAGCAGCCGAGGCACUUUCGGAGGAUUCUAGCUCCGCUGCUGCCGAAGCUGCCUCUGGAGAUGCUUCCGAAGCUAAGGAAGAGGUUCGGAAGACGGUUUUGGCGGUGAGGAGGCGCCGAGCCGGGGGUUUAGGUUUGGCAGGGUUUGGAUCGGGCGGCGAUGGCAUUGUGUGGAGCGACCUUCUAACGGUGCCUGGCGUAGGGCCGCGAAACCUGGCGAAGCUUAAAGCGAGGGGGUUUCGCGAAGUCGCGAAUCUGACUCAGCUGUACAGAGAUAAGUUCGCCUUCCAGGAAGCUGCCAAGGGUCGAAGCGCGAUGCAGGAGUAUCUGCAGAGCCACGUGGGCAUCAUCCGCAGGGACCACGCCGCGCGAAUCACGGACUUCGUCUGCCUGCGCGUCGCGCAGGAGGAGGGGGGCGGAGCGGGCGCAGACGACGCGGGGGGGGACGGGGAAGGCGCGGGGGAGGGCGCGGGGGAAGCCGGCGCGGGGGAGGCGGAGGGAGGCGCGGGGAAGGGGCGGAGCGCGGGGAGACACAAAAACAGGCUCACGUUUUGCGUGGAGGGGAAUAUAAGCGUGGGGAAAACGACGUUCUUAGAACGAAUAGUAGGCGACGCAGUAAAGCUUCAUGACUUAGUGGAAGUGGUGCCUGAGCCGGUGGCGAGGUGGCAGAGCGUGGGGCAGGAGAAGUUCAACAUUCUCGAGGCGUUUUACGAGGAGCCGGAGCGGUACGCUUAUACGUUCCAGAACUACGUGUUUGUAACGCGGAUGAUGCAGGAGCGCGAGAGCGCGGGGCGCGUGCGGCCGAUCCGGCUGAUGGAGCGAUCGGUGUUCAGCGAUAGGAUGGUAUUCGUGCGGGCAGUGCAUGAGGCCAAGUGGAUGAGUGCCAUGGAGGUGAGCAUAUACGACUCGUGGUUCGACCCCGUGGUGGCAGCGCUACCCGGACUCGUCCCAGACGGAUUCAUCUACCUGCGCGCGCACCCCCUCACUUGCCACCAACGCCUCAAGCAGCGCGCACGAGGCGAGGAGGCGGGGGUUUCCCUGGACUACCUGACUGACCUGCAUAACAAGCACGAGCAGGAGGGAGGGGGACCGAGGUUUUCUGUUGUGCAGCCGGAUUGGUUGAAGGAAAGGGGAGGAGGAGGGGGAGGAGGAGGCGGGGGAAGAGGGGAGGAGGAUGAUACACCGGAGAUCAUCAAGGGGAGGGUGUUUGCUCUGGAGGGCGAGCAUCUGCACUCAAGCAUCCAGCAGGUGCCAGCAUUGGUGUUGGACUGUGAUGCGCAGAUCGACCUCAUUCGUGAUGAAGAUGCAAAAGAAAUGUACACGAAGCAGGUGCAGGCCCUCUUUGACUUGGUGCAGCAGGCAAUCCCUGCCAUGUGA
Closterium sp. Yama58-4 is the source of this 1941-nucleotide messenger RNA. Lineage: Eukaryota; Viridiplantae; Streptophyta; Zygnematophyceae; Desmidiales; Closteriaceae. The record is from the annotation of a GenBank genome assembly.